This is a messenger RNA of Hibiscus syriacus, 1350 nucleotides long. Its product is annotated as L-type lectin-domain containing receptor kinase VIII.1-like. Gene Ontology annotation, molecular function: carbohydrate binding. The coding region runs from base 39 to 893 and encodes 284 amino acids. The record is from RefSeq and is a predicted model, not a curated record. Lineage: Eukaryota; Viridiplantae; Streptophyta; Magnoliopsida; Malvales; Malvaceae. The transcript has a single exon.
ACCCUUCCCCCAAAAAAAUCAGCAAAAAUCUGAGAAAAAUGUUAACAAGAAUGGCAACAUUUUCCAUUCAAAUCUACCCUUUCUCUGUUAUUCUCCAAAUCUUCAUCUUCCUACUCUUUACAGCAAAACCCAUUCCCAUUUUCGCCCUCGAAAACAACCCGAACUUCGAUCCCAACAUUUCCCUCUUCGGCGACGCCAGGGUCGAUAACGGAACCGCGACUGUUUAUCUCACGCGCCGCCACGCUCCGAGUUCCGGGCUUUUGUUGCUGGACAAACCCUUCAGGUUCGUGGAAGAAAGCAAUGUGGGUAAACCGAUGUCGUUUUCGACCGAGUUUUCGUUCUCGUUGUCUCCUGGUGAUGCUGAUGAUUUAGCUUUGGUGUUUGUGUCUGGUGGGUUUCAUAAUAGGUUUAAUGAUCAAGGAUCAUUUGGUGUUUUUGGUGAAAAUUUGUUUCUGGGUAUUGAAUUUAAUGAAAAUCGUGUUGGAAUCGAUGUGGGAAGCCUUGAAUCUGUUAAAGUUUGUGAUUUGUUAUCUUUGAAUCUGGUGUUGAACAAUGGUGAACCAUUGAAAUCUUGGGUUGAUUAUGAUUCAGCCUCUAAGAUCUUACAAAUUCGAUUGAGUAAAUCGGACGAAAAACGACCUUUCGAUCCGAUUCUAGCGUAUCGGGUCGAUUUGUUGGAAAUGUGGGGUGAUAAGGAUGUUUAUGUUGGUAUAAUAUCAAGUAACAUUGAUGAAUUUAAUUCACAUGGUAGCAGCAGCAGCAAUGUUUAUUCAUGGAGGUUUAGGGUUAGGCAUGCUUCGAGUUCGAUGCAUUCGUUUCCGCAGAUCCACGCCGAAUUGUCGAUAAGGAUACUGAUGAAUUUAGAUCAGGGGAAAGUGAAUUUUUUGCAUUGACAUUCUUAGCAGGGUUGAUUUUCGGUACCGGAUGCGGAGCCUUGUUCGCGUUCAUGAUCCUGUUUAUGUGGGCAAUUUUAAUUAGCAGGCACAGGGUCUUCCCGAUCGAGAAUCAAGCGAGUUCCGAAGAGACCAGAUACGAGAAAAUCGAUGUUAUCGUAGAGAAGGACAAUCGAUUCGAUAAGAUUUAAUUGACAGAACUUAUAUAUAGUUAGCUUGUGAUGGUCGUCACUAACUUGUGUGACAAGCUUAUGUAUUUUUUGUUGUUGUGCACUGCUCUGUACGUAUAUAGCCUGUUUUGCAAUGCAGUCAUUGCCUUCUGCAAGAUCUGUUGCUUCAAUUUGAGUUGAAUCUUUAUAUGUUUCUUCGAGUUCAAGCAUCGUCGUGUCGGGGAAAAGAGCGGGAAAACAGAGGAAAGAGUUAUGUGCCAUGAAUGAAAUGCUCCAUCUGAGAAGUU